UGUGUGUAAGUGUGUGUGUAAGUGCGUGUGUGUGUAAGUGCGUGUGUGUGUGCAUAGAUUGAAAGGAAUGCAAACAAAUGAGAGCAUUACCUGCUCUAUCUGCUCAUGAUCACACCAACUGAUUGAUUUAUGCUCCUCUCACUCUCCCUCUCCCUUUGCCUCUCUCUCUCCUGCCUUCUUUGCUCAGAGUUGAUUGAAUUUCACACUCAAAUUCAAAUUCUUCACUCUCACUUUCAAACAAACAAACCAACCAACCAACAAAUAAAGUGAUAUAUAUAUAAACAAUUAACAGAGAAAUAAAUUUCUCUUCACACAGAAUCUUUUUUAUAUAUUCAUUUUCAAAAUAAAUUUAAAAAAAUCUUAAAUGAAAUUGUAGAAACACUAUUCACCUCUAACAAUUUAUAAUUUGUAAUUCUGUACAACAUUGAACAUUGAACAAGAUUGAACAAUUGACGGGUAUAUUGGACAUUGAACAAAAAUAAACAAUCAUACUUGUGUUCAAGAAAAGAUCUACCGUCUUCCUUCUCUUCAAAAAGAAAAUCAAUAACAAGCACACAUACACACACACCGGUUUCCACUGGCAGUAAAGCGUACUCUUUGAACACAGACACACACACAAAAAACAAAAAUAUUAUCAACAGAAAUAAAAUGAGUAAAAAGAUCUUAUCAAAAACAUCAUCUGGACGAAAGAAUUCCCGCAAAGAACUAACACCAGAACAAAUUAUGGAUCUGAAAAUGGAAUUACGUCAGAUGGCUAUACGUCAAUUGACUCCACUGCCAGAUGAACCUGAUUUUGCCACAUGUGAUGAAACCUUAUCACGAUUUAUUGUGGCAAGAAAUUAUGUUGUCGAAGAUGCAUUUAAACAAUUGGCAACAGCUGUAGAAUGGCGUCGUGAAUUUAAACCAUUAACUGUCCAAUGUAAAUGGUGUCAUGAAACACCAGGAUUUCAUUCUAUUAGACAAAUUGGCUUCGAUCUUGAAGGUCGACCUGUAAUGUAUGCAUGUUUUGCUCAAUGUCAAACACUUAAAAAUAAUGCGGAUGACGUCAUCUAUCAUAUGGUCUAUCUUAUUGAAAAUGCUAAACGAAGUAUCAAAAGUUCAGCCACCCAGCUGGUAUUCAUUGUUGAUUGUACAGGAUUAACCGUAGCCUGUUGUAAUCCUAAAAUCGGCAGUAAAUUCAUACAAACUUUCGCCGACUGUUAUCCAGAACGACUAUACAAAUUUAUCCUACUCCAUCAUAAUCCAUUCUUUCACGGGAUAUGGAAAGCAAUUCGUGUCUUUAUUGAUCCAAACACGGUGAAAAAGGUCAAGUUGAUUAGAAAAGAAAAAAUUCAGAAAACUUUCGAUGAAAUGUUCGACAAAGAGACUGUCACAUGGCUAUUGGAAGAACUUCAGUUGAAUAAACGUCAGUUGGAUGACAAUCAAUUGAGAUUUUGGGAAGCACCGAAACCUAGUCAAACUAUUCCUGGUCGACUACAUGAUCCACGCGGGACACGUGAAUACAUUCAAAGUUGUAUUGAACCGUUAGAGAAGUUGGCUAGACAGCAACAACAACAACAACAACAGAAGUCAUGUAAAUCACAGAAACUUUUCACUUAUGAAACAAUGGGCUUUAAAACACACAUGCCACAUCCAAAUGUAAUGGAUGUUUUGAACAGCUGUCUAAAAUCGACACGUGUCACUGCAUUGUUCAACGGGAAGACUAGUAAACCGGAUAAAGACGAGUUAAAAGUCUACGGGGUUAAUCCUAAUGAUAACAUUUCAGAAAUCAGCGAGGAAGGCUCUGAAGAAUAAGGAAGGAACAACAAACAAGGAAGCAAGCCAGCCAAAAUGCACUUUGUUAAUUCAUAAGAAUAUUGAUUCAUAACGUAACAUAAAUAUAUAUAUAUAUAUAUAAUUAAGUGUUAAAAAUGAUCCAUUUCCAAUCAAAUUGUGCAAAAUAUUUAUUAACUUAACCAUGACUGAUCAAGCGAUCGAUCAAUCGAUCGGUCGAUUGGUCGAGUGAUAAUUAGUCCAGAUGAUGUUCGCCAUCUUGCUGUUACUGAUUGUUUGUUUUUCUAUAUUGUUAAUUUUUAUUAAUCUGUAAAUUUUCAAGUUGCUUUUUUAUAAUAAGAAAAAAAUAUAUACAUACAUUCAUCUUUUCUUAA
Trichobilharzia regenti is the source of this 2147-nucleotide messenger RNA. Lineage: Eukaryota; Metazoa; Platyhelminthes; Trematoda; Strigeidida; Schistosomatidae. The record is from the annotation of a GenBank genome assembly.